This is a messenger RNA of Panicum virgatum (switchgrass), 2760 nucleotides long. RefSeq names its product probable galactinol--sucrose galactosyltransferase 2. The coding region runs from base 192 to 2489 and encodes 765 amino acids. Gene Ontology annotation, molecular function: raffinose alpha-galactosidase activity. The transcript is spliced from 4 exons. The record is from RefSeq and is a predicted model, not a curated record. Lineage: Eukaryota; Viridiplantae; Streptophyta; Magnoliopsida; Poales; Poaceae.
UCCCGCCAUCUUAUUCCUCCUGCUCAAGGAGGGGGCUAGUAUCCUCUAGUUACCGCUAGUAAAUUACUACUGUUUACUGCUAACCUAAUUACCCCUCCUCACGCGGAGGCAAAGCACCCUCUGCUUCGCCACCUUCGCUGCUCCUGCCUCGCUCCCUCCUCUUCUCUUCAUCUCAAACUUCGUCACACAAGAUGACGGUGACUCCGGUCAUCACGGUGAGCGACGGGAGGCUGGCGGUGCGCGGCCGCACGGUGCUCACCGGCGUGCCGGACAACGUGUCGGCGGCGCACGCGGCCGGGGCCGGGCUCGUCGACGGGGCCUUCGUCGGCGCCCACGCCGGCGAGGCCAAGAGCCACCACGUCUUCACCUUCGGCACGCUCCGGGACUGCCGGUUCCUGUGCCUGUUCCGGUUCAAGCUGUGGUGGAUGACGCAGCGGAUGGGCGACUGCGGCGGCGACGUCCCGCUCGAGACACAGUUCAUGCUCGUCGAGGUGCCCGCCUCCGCCGGCGACGGAGACGACGCCGACGCCGGCCCGAUGUACCUGGUGAUGCUGCCGCUGCUGGAGGGGCCGUUCCGGGCGGCGCUUCAGGGGAACGACCGCGACGAGCUGCAGAUCUGCAUCGAGAGCGGCGACAAGGCGGUGCAGACCGACCAGGGCGCGCACAUGGUGUACCUCCACGCCGGCGACAGCCCCUUCGACGCCAUCGCCGCCGCCGUCCGGGCGGUGGAGAAGCACCUGCAGACGUUCCACCACCGGGAGAGGAAGAAGCUGCCGUCGUUCCUCGACUGGUUCGGCUGGUGCACCUGGGACGCCUUCUACACCGACGUCACCGCCGACGGCGUCAAGCGCGGCCUCCAGAGCCUGGCCGAGGGCGGCGCGCCGCCGCGGUUCCUCAUCAUCGACGACGGCUGGCAGCAGAUCGCCGCCGACGAAAAGCCCGACCCCAACGUCGCCGUCCAGGAGGGCGCGCAGUUCGCGAGCAGGCUGACGGGGAUCAAGGAGAACACCAAGUUCCAGGCCAAGCCCACCACUGACCACGGCGGCGACGGCGAGGCGGCGGCGGGCGGGCUGAAGCAGCUGGUCCGGGAGACCAAGGAGGCCCACGGCGUGAAGCAGGUGUACGUGUGGCACGCCAUGGCUGGGUACUGGGGCGGCGUGGGGAUCGACCGCUACGAGCCGUCGCCGGCGUACCCGGUGCAGUCGCCGGGGGUCACCGGCAACCAGCCGGACAUCGUGAUGGACUCGCUGUCCGUCCUCGGGCUCGGGCUCGUGCCCCCGCGCCGCGCCCGCGACUUCUACGGCGAGCUCCACGCGUACCUCGCCUCCUGCGGCGUCGACGGCGUCAAGGUGGACGUGCAGAACAUCAUCGAGACGGUCGGCGCCGGCCACGGCGGCCGCGUCGCGAUCACCCGCGCCUACCACCGCGCGCUCGAGGCCUCCGUGGCGCGGAGCUUCCCCGACAACGGCUGCAUCUCCUGCAUGUGCCACAACACCGACAUGCUCUACAGCGCGCGGCAGACCGCCGUUGUGCGCGCCUCCGACGACUUCUACCCGCGCGACCCGGCAUCGCACACCGUCCACGUCGCCGCCGUCGCCUACAACUCCGUCUUCCUCGGCGAGUUCAUGCAGCCCGACUGGGACAUGUUCCAGAGCGCGCACCCGGCGGCGGAGUACCACGGCGCGGCGAGGGCGGUCGGCGGCGGGCCGGUCUACGUCAGCGACAAGCCGGGGCGCCAUGAUUUCCGGGUGCUGAGGAAGCUCGUCCUCCCCGACGGCUCCGUGCUCCGCGCGCGGCUGCCGGGGCGCCCCACGCGCGACUGCCUCUUCUCCGACCCGGCGCGCGACGGCGCGACGCUGCUCAAGGUGUGGAACGUGAACGCGUGCGGCGGCGUGGUGGGGGCGUUCAACUGCCAGGGCGCCGGGUGGUGCCGCGUCUCCAAGCGGACGCGCGUGCACGACGCGGCGCCGGGGACGCUGACCGGCGCCGUGCGCGCGGCCGACGUCGACGCCAUCGCGCGCGUCGCCGGCGGCGGCGAGGGUGAGGGGGAGUGGGAGUGGGACGGCGAGGCGGUGGUGUACGCGCACCGGGCGGGGGAGCUCGUCCGGCUGCCCCGCGGCGCGGCGCUGCCGGUGACGCUGGGCCCGCUGGAGUACGAGGUGUUCCACGUCUGCCCGCUCCGCCGGGCCGCCGCCGCGGCGGGCGCCGCGUUCGCGCCCGUCGGGCUGCUCGACAUGUUCAACGCCGGCGGCGCCGUCGAGGACUGCGCGGUGGGAGCGGCCGGCGGCGGCGCGGCGGCCGUGGCGAGGAUGAGGGUGCGCGGGUGCGGCCGGUUCGGCGCCUACUGCUCGCGGCGGCCGGCGAGGUGCGCGCUGGACGCGGCGGAGGUGGAGUUCGGCUACGACGCCGACACGGGGCUCAUCACCGUCGACCUGCCCGUGCCGGAGAAGGAGCUGUACCGGUGGACGCUGGAGAUCACGGUCGUGUAGACCAAGACGGUGGCGCCGGAUGCUCGUCGGGUCUUUGCGGCUGGGCCAUUCUCAGCCGUCGCCAUUGGUGAUGCAUGUCCACGGGAGAUUGGGGGAGGGAUUAGGGUGGUUGUGAUGUGCCUUGUUGUAUGAUCAUCAGUGUGGGGGAGACGGGAGAGUUGUAUGCUUUGCUAUGCCACUGUGGUGUUAUGUUGUACGGUGUACCCUGUGAUAUGAACGUUGUAUUAAAUAUAUACUGGGUAUAAUAAAGGAUGGUGCUCCUUCAAUAUGA